This is a messenger RNA of Clonostachys rhizophaga, 585 nucleotides long. The record is from the annotation of a GenBank genome assembly. Lineage: Eukaryota; Fungi; Ascomycota; Sordariomycetes; Hypocreales; Bionectriaceae.
AUGCUCAGGGAAGCCUUCCCAGGGCCCGAGCUACCGUCAGCUCAAGAGAUUCUCGCAAUGAAUGUCCCCUACCUCGAUGCAGCCUGUGAGGAGGGUUUUCGUCUCGCUGGCGUGACCAAGGCCAAUCUUCGGCAGGCGGUGGUCCACACGCAGAUCCUGGGCUGCCCCAUUCCCAAGGGCACCGAGAUCUUCAUGAACUUUCACAUCAACCACACGCCCGCUCCGGUCGAUGAGACGAAGCGCUCCGCUGGUGCCAAGGCAGCCGUGGCCAAGAAUGGCAACGGCUUCGAUGGCAGGGCAGGUCGCGAUCUUGGUAUCUUUGAGCCUCAGAGAUGGCUAGUCCAAAACAAGACGACAGGCAAAGAGACAUUUAACCCCACCGCUCUUCCGUCUCUGGCAUUCGGCGGCGGAUACCGGGGAUGCACUGGACGAAAACUGGCUUAUAUGGAGUUUCGUAUUGUCGUUACCCUGAUUAUUUUGAGCUUUGAAUUCCUAGAGCUACCAGAAGAGCUCAAGACCUUCAGUUGCAAGGAGAGGAUCUUCAGGAGACCCAAUACACCUCAUGCUAAGCUCAAGAUUCUAUAA